Messenger RNA from Ogataea haglerorum, 771 nucleotides. RefSeq lists its product as uncharacterized. NCBI's taxonomy places the organism in Eukaryota, Fungi, Ascomycota, Pichiomycetes, Pichiales, Pichiaceae. The record is from RefSeq and is a predicted model, not a curated record. The coding region runs from base 1 to 771 and encodes 256 amino acids. The transcript has a single exon.
AUGAGAGGAAGAACUGAACGUAAACCAUUGGGCGCCAAAGACACCAAUAUUCAUGGUGUUUCGCGGUCGACGUCCCCUUACAAACACAACAGCUCCAAGUCACCCUCCAGAUCGCUGUCGCCUGUUCCAAUUGACAAGUCGUCUCCUUCAAAGUUUGACAGCAGCGAGUCGCUGGCCUCUGGCUUAGUCAGACUCUCGCCUGGGAAAAGACCAUCUGGUGGGCUCAACUCGCCAACAAAGAAGCACAGAGCGCACAAGGAGUUCCAGAUUUACGAGGAUCACACGAAUUAUAGGGAUGCCCUUGACUCGCUAGAGUCGAUGGCAGUGACAAAUGUGGAAAACAAGGAGAACGAGAAUCCCCGCAGCAACAAGUGCAAAGAAAUCGAGAACCGCUCGCCGCAACGAUCGGCCACAAAACGUUCCGCGUUAGCGGAUUUGCGCAUCCACGAGUACCCGGGCUAUAUUCAGACUUUCGAGACCAACGAGGCUGGGAGAUCGGGGAUUCUGGCCCCAAAGCACCAGCUCACACAGGGGUUCAUGAUAAACACGGCUGGCGUUAACGCCUCGACCAAAAGGACUGCAGUCCCGUCGUUUGUGACGCCGCCUAAAAGAAACCGCAUCCACUAUAAGUACAUCGAAUCACUCAACAAGAUCGACCAGGCCAGACCUGUGCGCUCGCGGACAGACCUUGACGUCCAUGAGGUGCGGAAACUCACUUUUAACCUGCAUGACGACUCGAUAGCGAGAUACCAAGACGCGCAAAAAAAAUAA